This is a messenger RNA of Microthlaspi erraticum, 2526 nucleotides long. Lineage: Eukaryota; Viridiplantae; Streptophyta; Magnoliopsida; Brassicales; Brassicaceae. The record is from the annotation of a GenBank genome assembly.
AUGGGUGUUGAAAAGUUCCAAACUUUCAUCUUAAUUUCAACGAUCUCGACCUUGAUUUGCAUCUGCCAUGGAUUAUUCACACCAAAGGACAAUUACCUAAUCAACUGUGGCUCACAAUCCAAUUCCACCGUAAUGGGUCGAGUCUUCAUCUCCGAUAAGCUCUCCUCCAACUUACUCACAUCCCCAAAAGAGAUCCUCGCAAGUCAAACCGCAAAUUCCGACAUUUACUCCACGGCGAGAGUCUUCACCGGAGUCUCCUCCUACAAAUUCUCCGUAACCGCUCGCGGCCGUCACUGGGUCCGUCUCCACUUCGAUCCAUUCGAUUACCAAACUUACCAAAUGAACACCGCCAAAUUCUCCGUCUCCUCCCAAACCCACGUCCUCUUAAGCGACUUCACAAUCAAAAAGAGCUCGAGAGUUGUAAAAGAGUACUCUUUGAACAUCACCACCGACGAUCUCAUCCUCACAUUCACUCCUUCCUCUAACUCCUUCGCCUUCGUCAACGCAAUCGAAGUCAUCUCAAUCCCGGAGACAUUAAUCACUUCCUCUCCUCCUCCAAGACUAGUAGGCUCAGGAACGUUUCAGCAGAGCUUAUCCUCACAAGCUCUCGAAACCGUUCACAGAGUCAACAUGGGAGGCUCUCUCGUCGCAGCCAACAACGACACUCUCACAAGAACUUGGCUCCCUGACUCCACCUUCCUCCUCGAGAAGAAUCUCGCCACUUCCGUCACCAAGCUCGCAACCGUCAACUACGUUCCAGGCUACGCGACGGAGGAAACCGCUCCGAGAACCGUCUACGGAACCUGCACGCAGAUGAACUCCGUCGCCGCGCAAGAUCCCUCCAGCAACUUCAAUGUGACAUGGGAGUUCGAGGUCGAUCCCGGUUUCCAGUACUUUCUCCGGUUCCAUUUCUGUGAUAUAGUCAGCUUGGCUCUCAACCAGCUCUACUUCAACCUCUAUGUAGAUUCAAUGCUCGCUGUGAUGGACGUUGAUCUCAGCACUUACGUGGACAACACGCUCGCUGGCGCCUACAACAUGGAUUUCGUCACUCCUUCGCCGAAAGGUAGCAACAAGAUCCGUGUCAGCAUCGGUCCUUCGAACGUUCACACUGAUUAUCCGAAUGCUAUUGUGAACGGAUUGGAGAUCAUGAAGAUGAAUAACUCUAAAGGUCAGCUGAGUACAGGAACGUUUGUGGCUCCUGGUGGCUCCACCGUUAAGAAGAAGAAUCUAGGGUUGAUUGUAGGUGCAACGGUGGGUCCGUUGCUAGGGUUAGUCUUGUUGGGAUGUUGCUUUGUGCUGUGCAAGAAGCGGAAACGAAGCCGGCGAGGGCAAGACGGUCAUUCGAAGAGUUGGAUGCCGUUUUCGAUCAACGGAACUUCCGUGGGAAGCAAGGGAUCGAAUGGAACUACGCUUAUGAGUAUAACCACCAAUGCUAACUACCGUAUUCCGUUCGCGGCGGUGAAAGACGCGACGAACAACUUCGACGAGAGCAGGAACAUCGGUGUGGGAGGGUUCGGGAAAGUCUACAAAGGAGAGCUCAACGACGGGACGAGAGUAGCUGUGAAGAGAGGAAACCCUAAGUCUCAGCAAGGGCUUGCGGAGUUCAGGACGGAGAUCGAGAUGUUGUCUCAGUUUCGUCACCGGCAUUUGGUUUCUCUGAUCGGUUACUGUGAUGAGAACAGCGAGAUGAUACUCAUCUACGAGUAUAUGGAGAACGGGACUGUCAAGAGUCAUCUCUACGGCUCUGGUUUACCUAGCUUGACGUGGAAGCAACGUCUUGAGAUUUGUAUUGGCGCGGCUAGAGGAUUGCAUUACCUUCACACUGGUGACUCGAAGCCUGUGAUUCACAGAGACGUGAAGUCUGCGAACAUAUUGCUUGAUGAGAACUUCAUGGCGAAAGUUGCGGACUUUGGACUGUCUAAGACCGGACCUGAGCUUGAUCAGACUCAUGUGAGCACUGCGGUGAAAGGGAGCUUCGGUUAUCUUGAUCCUGAGUACUUUAGAAGGCAACAGCUUACUGAUAAGUCCGAUGUUUACUCGUUCGGGGUUGUUCUGUUUGAGGUUCUUUGCGCUAGGCCUGUGAUUGACCCGACGCUGCCGAGGGAGAUGGUGAAUCUUGCGGAGUGGGCGAUGAAAUGGCAGAAGAAAGGGCAGUUGGAUCAGAUCAUUGAUCAGUCGCUUAGAGGGAACAUUAGGCCUGACUCGUUGAGGAAGUUUGCGGAGACGGGUGAGAAGUGUUUGGCUGAUUACGGAGUUGAUAGGCCGUCUAUGGGAGAUGUGUUGUGGAAUCUUGAAUAUGCGUUGCAGCUUCAAGAAGCGGUUGUUGAUGAUGGCGGCGAGCCGGAGGAGAAUAGCACGAAUAUGAUCGGGGAGUUACCGACGCAGAUCAAUGAUUUCAGUCAGGGAGAUACGAGUGUUAAUGUUCCCGGAACGGCGGGGAGGUUUGAGGAGUCGAGCAUUGAUGAUCUCUCUGGUGUUUCCAUGAGUAAAGUGUUUUCUCAGCUGGUGAAAUCGGAAGGAAGAUGA